Messenger RNA from Juglans regia (Persian walnut), 1083 nucleotides. RefSeq lists its product as uncharacterized. The transcript is spliced from 3 exons. The coding region runs from base 414 to 773 and encodes 119 amino acids. Lineage: Eukaryota; Viridiplantae; Streptophyta; Magnoliopsida; Fagales; Juglandaceae. The record is from RefSeq and is a predicted model, not a curated record.
UGGAAGUAGAAUUGAGAAGCUGGCCUUCUAUUAGGUGGGCCGCCCACCUUAACAAGAAAUCGCAGCAGUAACAAAUCGCUGCUCUGAUGAAGCCAGCGACAGAGGGGAAGUACACGGAUUACCUCCUUACUCCCCCCCGCAGCCGGGGGGAGGGGUAAGGGGGGGUAUUCUCGAAGAUGUCCCCUCUCCCUUAUUUACUGACUGGUUCCUCUAACCGACACAUGUGCUCCCCGCGGCACCGAAGUUCCGUGCGCGGGCCCUCGCGCUACUUCCGAGCCUAGGCCGCCACUCAAUUCUCCUAAAGUCACCCUUAAUGCCCCCAAACUGGGUCACAAGCCCGCGUUGCCAGACUCGGCAAUGAAUUAAGUUUAACUAUCUCUAUAUGAAGAGCAAUAUAUUCUAAUUUCUUUCCGAUGUGGGAUUCGUUUGCAAUGGCUGAGGGCCGAGAGGAGGAAGCCUCUGGUGCUCUAUUCCACCAAAUUCCUUAUCCAUUCCAUACGUUCGGCGCGACUGGACGAAGGAGACUGAGGCUUGAGCCAGCCACUGAGGAUGACGGAACUAAUUCUAAAGAAAAACCUAAUGGUUCCGAAUGUGAAGUGGGAAUAUGUCGGUGGGCUUCUGCAGGAGAGAAUUGUGAUACGCAAGUACCGGAGAAGAAGGUAGGAGCUUCUGUGACUCUACAGAUUGUUCGCUCGAGCGGCAUCUCUGCCACUCGAGUGAAGCCUCAACCAAUGAGUUCGCUCAUCAAUUGCUCGAUAGUCAGUUCGAGCUGAACACAACCCGAGAGUUCGUUCGACACCUGCUUGAUGGUCAGCUCGAGCGGGAUGCCAAUCCUAAUGUUUGCUCGAGCACCACUUCAGCGAAUGUUCUUUUAAGGCUUCACGCCGUUUCAGUAUAAAUACAAAUUGUUUUAAUUUUAUUUUUGCUUUUUGGCAUUUGAGGCAGCCGUAUAUUUACAGUAGAGAGAGUUGUCCUCUUGUGAGAAUCUCAAAGUUCAUUGAGUGUAUUGGGGCUUUGAGAUUGAGAACUUUGUGAUUGAUUUCUUGUAUUCCACCUGUAUUGAUAGUGAAUUCAUUGAUACUG